This is a messenger RNA of Rotaria sp. Silwood1, 480 nucleotides long. The record is from the annotation of a GenBank genome assembly. NCBI's taxonomy places the organism in Eukaryota, Metazoa, Rotifera, Eurotatoria, Philodinida, Philodinidae.
AUGGAGACAAACUAUGAUUGUUCUUAUUCAACAUUCACCCGACAUAUUCCAUCAUAUAUUGUUUCACCUGAACCAAAUGAAUGGGGUACUUGUCUCUGUAUGAAAUGUUUAAAUCCACAGAUUAAAUCUGAUAGAAUCAAUCAACUGAAAAAUAAGUAUCCUGUCUUUAAUUGUUUAUUAUCUUUAAUGACAAAUGAUUUAACAUCAAUUAUUGAUGAUAAGAAAAAAGUAGAAGAAAUCUUGAAAGAAUUGGAUUUUUUAAAAGCAGAACCAUUUACAAUAAAUGAUGUCGAAUGGAUUAAAAAAAAGGAUCUGCAAAAACAUAUGGAAUUAGUUCGUGUUCAAUUUAAAAGUGCUAAAUUAAUUCGACAAUUAGCAUUGACAAGUGAUAGUGUAGCAACUAUACAAUUGGAUUGGUCAAAAAAUUAUCAUUUAAAACAAGCCAGGCAGGAACGUUCCCUAGAGAAUAUACUGAGUUAA